ACUAUGGUUAAUAUUUAAUUUGUUUGGGUUAAGAUGAAGAUGAAGAAUAAUCUUUAUUAACUAGGUCACAUUUUUUUGGUUUUUAACUUUUUACCUUUGUUCUUUCCCCUUCUUUGCAAACAUCCACCCCUCUCCUUUAUCUCCUUUAAUCCUUUUUUUUUCUCUCUCCCUAGAAUCAUCUACUUUAUUCUCCUUCCUAAAAAGCAAACCAUCCCCCCCUUUGAAUUUGAUCCUCCUUUGCAUUCACAAACAACAUAUAUUAUUGGCUACUUAGCUACUUACUUCUCUCAACACAAAUAAAAAAACAUGAUGGGAUCACCUUCAUCAGAGCUAACCCUAGAAUUCAAACCCUACACUUACUCCAUGUUAUUGAAAUCAUUCGGAGAAGAUCAAACCGGUCAGAAUAUCGAAGAUUUCCUUACUCGUCUCGAAGAAGAACGUCAAAAGAUCGAUGCUUUCAAACGCGAACUUCCACUCUGCAUGCAACUCCUAACUAAUGCAAUGGAAGCAUCAAAGCAACAAUUACAGAGUUACAAGGCUACCCAUGUUCAAAAACCUGCAGUACUUGAAGAAUUCAUACCCAUUAAGAAUAAUAAUAUUAAUAAAUCUUCGUCUGAAUUAAGCUUGGAUAAGAAGAACUGGAUGACUUCAGCUCAGUUAUGGAAUGGAAAUGUUAAACAAACAACUCUUAAGGAAGAUUUGAAUGAUGUUGGAUUUAACGUUAGUCCGAAACAGAGGAAGGGGGGAGACAGGGGAGGUGGGUUUCUUCCGUUUUCUAAGGAGAUGAGUUCGAAUUUACCGGCGGCGCCGCCGUUGCCGGAGCUGGCACUUGCCUCUGUAGAAAUGGAGGAGGAUCAGAAAUGGGCUAUUUCCGGCGGUGGAAAUAAUGUUUCCGGCGGUGGGUCUACAAACAAUCAGACUAAUAGGAAAGCAAGGAGAUGUUGGUCGCCGGAUUUGCAUCGCCGGUUUGUUAAUGCUCUUCAAAUGUUGGGUGGUUCUCAAGUGGCUACACCGAAACAGAUCAGAGAAUUGAUGAAGGUUGACGGGUUGACCAAUGACGAAGUAAAAAGCCAUCUCCAGAAGUACAGACUUCACACAAGGCGACCAAGCCAUAGUCCACAGACAACAAGUGGUCAACCAACACAGCUAGUGGUGCUCGGAGGUAUCUGGGUUCCACCGGAGUACGCCGCCGCCGCCGCCCACGGAGCCUCUCCCCAUGCACUAUACGGUUCACAUCCAUCAGCACACUAUUGUGGGCCUCCGGUGGGGCAAGAAUUUUACUCAACCGCCGCUAUGCCGCCGCCGGCGGUUGGUGCAAUAUCCCACCACCAGAACCACCACCAGCAGUUGCUUCAUCAUCAUCAGAUUCCCAUUUACAAGGCUUCGUCGACAAACAACUCGCCGAAUUCUGACGUCAGAUCGGAGAGUAUUGAAGACGGUAAGUCGGAGAGCAGCAGCGGUGGAGAUGACGGCGGAGAGAGGAAAGGAGUGGCGGCGAUGAGAGGAGAGGGUGAAGAGAGGACCGGUGAAAUUAGGUUGAAGUUUUAGGGUUUGAUUAGGGUUAAGAAGAUUGUAGGAUUUUGGUAAAAGUAAAAAAAUUUAUUGGUUAGGGCAGAGGGGUAAAAGGUAAAUGUGGUUAUUUUUUCUUUUUUUUUAUCGUAUAGUGUAAUGGCAGAUUUACCCUCUUCCAUCGGCUUGCUUUGUCUUUUCACCAAAACCUAUGAAGAUAAUUAUUUACUAAUAAUAAAUCUUUUCACGAAUUUCUAAGAA
Impatiens glandulifera is the source of this 1770-nucleotide messenger RNA. RefSeq names its product myb family transcription factor EFM-like. The transcript is spliced from 4 exons. The coding region runs from base 307 to 1548 and encodes 413 amino acids. NCBI's taxonomy places the organism in Eukaryota, Viridiplantae, Streptophyta, Magnoliopsida, Ericales, Balsaminaceae. The record is from RefSeq and is a predicted model, not a curated record. Gene Ontology annotation, biological process: regulation of DNA-templated transcription. Gene Ontology annotation, molecular function: DNA-binding transcription factor activity; DNA binding.